AUGGACGGCAGGAAGUUCCUGAGGAUUCUGGGAUUUUUCUGCCUGUGGAUUACAGCUCAGGCUCAGAUGAAGAUCCCACCUGAGACGGUGCAGCAGUGGGCGACCAUGUUCUCCGUUCAAUUGCGAGACAUAAGCACCAAAUACUCUGGCUCCCUGCUGCUACAGAAGAAACUGAAAGAUGUGGAGUCCAUCAUCAAGAUCGUGAAGAUUCAGGGAAAUGACCUGGUGAAGGAUUAUUCCGAUGAAAUCGAACGAAUGUUGGGAAGCAAGAUGAAGUCUGUGAAGAGGUUAGCAGAGUCGGCAGAAGACGCUGACCUCUACCAUGACUUCAACGCUUCAAUGGCGUUUGAUUACUAUAACUCAAUGCUGAUCAACACGGUGGACGAGGACGGGAACUACAUGGAACUGGGCGGGGAGUUUCCUCUCGAGGAGAACGAGCAUUUCAACAACAUGCCGGUGAACAUGGUUCAGAGUGACAUCCAGAUUCCCACCAAUGUCUACAACAAAGAUCCUAACAUCCUCAAUGCCAUCUACAACUCAGAGGCGCUAAACGACGUCUUCAUCGGUAACUUCAAGAAAGAUCCUACGCUCACAUGGCAGUUCUUUGGCAGCUCCACUGGCUUCUUCAGGAUCUUCCCUGGUAUUAAAUGGACUCCGGAUUCCAACAAUGUGGCAGCCUUUGACUGCAGGAACCGAAACUGGUACAUCCAGGCAGCCACAUCUCCGAAGGAUAUCAUCAUCAUGGUGGACAUCAGCGGCAGCAUGAAGGGGCUGAAGAUGACUAUCGCCAAACACACUAUCAACACCAUCCUGGACACUCUGGGAGAGAACGACUUUGUCAACGUCAUUGCUUACACUGACUAUGUCCGUUAUGUGGAGCCGUGCUUCAGAGGAACUCUGGUCCAGGCUGACUUGGAUAACAGAGAGCACUUUAAGCUGCUGGUGGAUGAGCUGCACGUUAAAGGAGAAGCAAAGAUCAAGAAUGCCAUGAAGGAAGCCUUCAAAAUUCUCAAUGAGGUGAGGGUGAACGGCCAGGGCAGCAUGUGCAACCAGGCCAUCAUGCUGAUCACAGACGGAGCCAUGGAGGACUUUGAGUCCGUCUUUGAGGAGUUUAACUGGCCUGAACGCAGGGUGCGAGUCUUCACCUACCUGAUCGGCAGAGAGAUGACCUUUGCUCAGAACACCAAGUGGAUCGCCUGCAACAAUAAAGGUUACUACACCCACGUCUCCACACUUGCAGACGUGCAGGAGAACGUCAUGGAGUACCUGCACGUGCUCAGCCGACCGAUGGUCAUCAACCACGACCAUGACAUCAUCUGGACAGAAGCCUAUAUGGACACUGUGCUUCCCAGCACGAAGGAGCUCUUCACCACCAAGGCUCAGAGUCUACUGCUGAUGACGUCUGUGGCAAUGCCGGUGUUCAGCAAGAAGAAGGAGACGUUGUCCCACGGGAUCCUGCUGGGUGUUGUGGGCACAGACAUCCCACUGAUGGAGGUGAUGAAGCUGGCGCCCCGAUACAUGCUGGGAGCACAUGGCUACGCCUUCCUCCUCACCAACAACGGUUACAUCUUGGCACACCCCGACCUUCGACCUCUGUAUAAAGAUGGAAAGAAACUGAAGCCAAAGCCCAACUACAACAGUGUGGAUAUGUCUGAGGUGGAGUGGGAGGAUACAGAUGAAUUGCUGAGAACAGCCAUGGUGAAAGGAGAGACCGGCAGCAUGAGCCUCAGCACCAGAGCAUCUGUGGACAAAGGGAAAAGACCUCUGUAUAUCGUCAAUGAAUACUUCUACACAAACAUUGAUGAAACACCUUUCAGCUUCGGCAUGGUGCUGACGAAAGGUCACGGAAGCCUGAUGUUUUUCGGAAACGUGUCUGUUGAGGAAGGGCUGCAUGACCUCACCUCCCCAGACCUGACUAUUGCCUCCGAGUGGACUUACUGUGAGACUGACAUCGACCCCGCUCACAGAAAAUACUCACAGCUGCAAGUCGCCAUACGUUACCUGCUGGGGUUGGAGCCCGAGCUUGAGUGUGACGAGCUGUUGCUGCAGCAGCUGCUGUUUGACGCUGUGGUCACAGCUCCAAUGGAGGCCUACUGGAACGCACUGAUGCUCAACGACAGGGUGGAGCCGGGGAUUGAGACGGCCUUCCUCGGUACUCGCUCUGGCCUGAUGAGGCUCAUGAGAUAUGCAGGAGUGGAGACCAGAUCGGCAAAAAAGUUCUUGACUGCAGCUGAUAAAGAUAACCUGUUCACCAUUGACCACUUCCCUCUGUGGUACCGUCUGGCCGUGGAAAACACUCCUGGAAGCUUCUUCUUCUACCCUGUCAACGACAAAGGGGUGAAGUAUGUCAUAGCGACGACAUCAGUGACGGUGUCAUCUGAAGGGAAGACGGCCAUGGCAGGAGCCAUCGGGUUGCAGAUUUCCUUGGAUAUGCUGGAGAAGAUGUUCUGGACCAUCACAAAGCAGCCCAGCGACACAGACUGUACAAACAUUGAAGGCGUGUGUCCACUCAGCUGUGAGAGUGCUGACCUGAACUGUUUCCUGGUCGACAAUAACGGUUUCAUUCUGCUUUCCAAAGACAGGAACGAGGUCGGUCGCUUCUUUGGCGAGGUGGACGGGUCUGUCAUGGCGUCACUCAUCAAGAUGGGCAUGUUUCAAAAAGUGUCAUUGUUUGACUACCAGGCGAUGUGUAGAAGCACUCAUCAUCACACCAGCAGCGCCCGACCUCUGCUCAGCCCAUUUUACUGCAUUGCGGCGUUGAUAAAGUGGCUCUUCUACAACACACUGAUGUUUCUGCUGGACUUUAACCUCUGUGGUCUCUGGCACUCUGAUUACUUUGUCGACGCCAAGGCUGGUUAUCACACAACUCACAAACAGAGGAAGGUGGAGGCGCAGCAGCCCUGUGACACUGAGUAUCCUGGUUUCAUGUACGACUCUUCUAUCAGAGAAGCCAACAGCCUCAUCAAGUGUGGACGCUGCCAGAAGAUGUUCGUGGUGCAGCAGAUUCCUGACAGUAAUCUGGUUCUGGUUGUGACUCAGGCCGACUGUGACUGUUCCCGUCAGUAUGGAGCGAUCCUGCUGGAACCCAAGGAGAUCAAAUAUAAUGCCACAGUGAAAUGCAACAGGAUGAAAUCCCAGAAGGUCCGGCGGCGUCCAGAGUCGUGCCACUCCUACCACCCGAAGGAGAACGCUAAGGAAUGUGGCGGAGCGUCGGCCAUCUCCCUGUCCUCUUGUCAUCUCUCUGCCUCUGUGCUCGUCUCAUUGGUCCUCCACCACUGGACGUAA
Pleuronectes platessa (European plaice) is the source of this 3285-nucleotide messenger RNA. It is a transcript of the gene cacna2d4b, whose product is annotated as calcium channel, voltage-dependent, alpha 2/delta subunit 4b. Gene Ontology annotation, molecular function: voltage-gated calcium channel activity. Bases 1 to 3285 code for a protein of 1094 amino acids. The record is from RefSeq and is a predicted model, not a curated record. The transcript is spliced from 40 exons. NCBI's taxonomy places the organism in Eukaryota, Metazoa, Chordata, Actinopteri, Pleuronectiformes, Pleuronectidae. Gene Ontology annotation, cellular component: voltage-gated calcium channel complex.